Molecule: messenger RNA, 1835 nt
Organism: Elephantulus edwardii (Cape elephant shrew)
Lineage: Eukaryota; Metazoa; Chordata; Mammalia; Macroscelidea; Macroscelididae
Gene: TGFBR2
Product: transforming growth factor, beta receptor II (70/80kDa)
Exons: 8
Coding region: 1-1782 (593 amino acids)
Biological process (GO): cellular response to growth factor stimulus; heart development; transforming growth factor beta receptor signaling pathway
Cellular component (GO): plasma membrane; signaling receptor complex
Molecular function (GO): activin receptor activity; metal ion binding; transforming growth factor beta binding
Source: RefSeq, a predicted model, not a curated record
AUGGCUCGGGCGCUGCUCCGGGGCCUGUGGCCGCUGCACAUCGUCCUGUGGACGCGCAUCGCCAGCACCGUCCAGCAGCCGGUCCCCAAGUCCGAUAUGGAAAUGGAGACCCAGAGAGAUGAAGUCAUUGGUCCAAAUUGUGAUAGGACUGGACACCCACUGAGACCCUUGGUUAAUGACAACGUCAUGGUCACGGACACCAAUGGGGCAAUCAAGUUACGGCAGCUGUGCAAGUUCUGCGACGUGAGACUUUCCACCUGUGACAAUCAGAAGUUCUGUAUGAGCAACUGCACCAUCACGUCCAUCUGUGAGAAGCCACACGAGGUCUGCGUGGCUGUGUGGAGGAAAAAUGAUGAGAACACAACACUAGAGACGGUGUGCCACGAACCGCAGCUCAGCUACCAUGGAUUUGUUCUGGAAGAUUAUACUUCUGAAAAGUGUAUUAUGAAGGAGAAAAAAGUGCCUGGUGAGACCUUCUUCAUGUGUUCCUGUAGUGCUGAGGAGUGCAAUGACCACAUCAUCUUCACUGAAGAAGACAGCACGAAGAACCCAGAUUUGUUGCUAGUCAUCGUGCAGGUGACAGGUGUCAGCCUGCUGCCUCCGCUGGGCAUCGCCAUCGCGGUCACCAUCAUCUUCUACUGCUACCGCGUGCACAGGCAGCGGAAACUGAGCUCCUCCUGGGACAGUAACAAGCCGCGGAAGCUGAUGGAGUUCAGCGAGCACUGCGCCAUCAUCCUGGAGGACGACCGCUCGGACAUCAGCUCCACGUGCGCCAACAACAUCAACCACAACACCGAGCUGCUGCCCAUCGAGCUGGACACGCUGGUGGGCAAGGGCCGCUUUGCCGAGGUCUACAAGGCCAAGCUCAAGCAGAACACGUCCGAGCAGUUCGAGACGGUGGCCGUCAAGAUCUUCCCCUACGAGGAGUACGCAUCCUGGAAGACCGAGAAGGACAUCUUCUCGGACAUCAACCUGAAGCAUGAGAACAUCCUCCAGUUCCUGACGGCGGAGGAGCGGAAGACGGAGCUGGGGAAGCAGUACUGGCUGAUCACCGCCUUCCAUGCCAAGGGCAACCUGCAGGACUACCUGACCCGGCACGUCAUCAGCUGGGAGGACCUGCGCAAGCUGGGGGGCUCCCUCGCCCGGGGCAUCGCACACCUGCACAGCGACCACACGCCCUGCGGGAGGCCCAAAAUGCCCAUCGUGCACAGAGACCUCAAGAGCUCCAACAUCCUCGUCAAAAACGACCUCACCUGCUGCCUGUGUGACUUCGGGCUCUCCCUCCGCCUGGACCCCACCCUGUCCGUGGAUGACCUGGCCAACAGCGGGCAGGUGGGAACUGCAAGAUAUAUGGCUCCAGAGGUCCUCGAGUCCAGGAUGAACCUGGAGAAUGUUGAGUCCUUCAAGCAGACGGAUGUCUACUCCAUGGCUCUGGUCCUCUGGGAAAUGACGUCUCGCUGCAAUGCAGUAGGAGAAGUGAAAGAUUACGAGCCUCCGUUUGGUUCCAAGGUGAGGGAGCAUCCCUGUGUCGAGAGCAUGAAGGACAACGUGUUGCGAGAUCGAGGCCGACCAGAAAUCCCCAGCACCUGGCUCAGCCACCAGGGCAUCCAGAUGGUGUGUGAGACGCUGACCGAGUGCUGGGACCACGACCCCGAAGCCCGACUCACGGCCCAGUGUGUGGCCGAGCGCUUCAGCGAGCUGGAGCACAUGGACAGGCUCUCGGGGAGGAGCUGUUCCGAGGAGAAGAUUCCAGAAGACGGCUCACUGAACACUACUAAAUAGCCUUCCUGGGGACAGGCUAUACCAUGCCCAAAGAGGCCUCCCCUUUUGCCAAA